UCAAACAAACCAAAGGCAGAGAGAAGAGUAAAGAGAUAACACACCAACAAAACAAAAAUGGCAUCAACCUCACUCCUCAAGGCAUCUCCAGUGUUGGACAAAUCCGAGUGGGUCAAGGGCCAACGCGUUCUCUUCCGUCAGCCUUCUUCCGCCUCCCUCGUCCUCCCCAACCGUGCCACCUCCCUCACCGUCCGUGCCGCUUCUUCCUACGCCGAUGAGCUUGUUAAGACAGCGAAAACAAUUGCGUCUCCGGGACGUGGAAUCUUGGCCAUGGACGAGUCGAACGCGACUUGCGGGAAGCGUUUGGACUCGAUAGGGCUAGAGAACACUGAGGCAAACCGUCAAGCGUACAGGACAUUGCUUGUCUCUGCACCAGGUCUUGGACAGUACAUCUCUGGAGCAAUCCUGUUCGAGGAGACUUUGUAUCAGUCUACCACCGAAGGCAAGAAAAUUGUCGACGUCCUCAUCGAGCAGAACAUUGUCCCUGGUAUCAAAGUUGACAAGGGUUUGGUGCCACUUGUUGGAUCUAACAAUGAGUCAUGGUGCCAAGGACUUGAUGGUCUAUCCUCUCGUACCGCUGCUUACUACCAACAGGGUGCUCGUUUCGCUAAAUGGCGUACUGUGGUGAGCAUUCCCAACGGUCCAUCUGCUCUAGCUGUGAAAGAAGCUGCUUGGGGACUUGCUCGAUACGCUGCCAUUUCACAAGACAGUGGAUUGGUUCCAAUUGUGGAGCCAGAGAUCUUGUUGGACGGAGAACACGACAUUGACAGGACUUACGAAGUUGCUGAGAAGGUUUGGGCUGAGGUUUUCUUUUACCUUGCUCAGAACAAUGUCAUGUUUGAAGGUAUCCUCCUUAAGCCGAGCAUGGUGACUCCAGGAGCCGAGUCUAAAGACAGAGCUACUCCUGAACAAGUUGCCGCCUACACCCUUAAGCUCCUCCACAACAGAAUCCCUCCUGCCGUCCCUGGAAUCAUGUUCUUGUCCGGAGGACAGUCUGAGUUGGAGGCAACUUUGAACCUGAACGCCAUGAACCAGGCACCAAACCCAUGGCACGUGUCCUUCUCCUACGCACGUGCUCUGCAGAACACUUGUCUGAAGACAUGGGGAGGCAGAGCUGAGAACGUGAACGCAGCUCAGACAGUGCUCUUGGCUCGUGCCAAGGCCAACUCUUUGGCUCAGCUUGGAAAGUACACCGGAGAAGGAGAGUCUGCAGAUGCUAAGGAGGGUAUGUUCGUCAAAGGCUACACCUAUUGAAGAGAUCAUGAUGCUGUGAAAGGAGACGAAACAAAUGUUUUGACUGCAUUUGUUUGAGUUUGGUUGUUAUUAUUAUCCUGUUAAAAUCAUUUACUUUCUCUACUAAAUUUGCAUUAGCUACUCCUUUUAAAUAAGCUUUAAUAUAUUGAAGUUAUCUAUCU
Messenger RNA from Eruca vesicaria subsp. sativa (arugula), 1415 nucleotides. Lineage: Eukaryota; Viridiplantae; Streptophyta; Magnoliopsida; Brassicales; Brassicaceae. The record is from the annotation of a GenBank genome assembly.